AUCUAUCUAGUAAACUUAGUAGAUCUAGUUAGAUUCUAGAUCUAACUGUUAAUGUUAAACUAAUAAAGUUAAUAAACUAAGUACUAAGUAAGUCUAAACUAAGACUAUAGUAAUAGAUCUAGAUUCUAGAUCUAGUCACAAUUUAAUAGUAAUAGAUCUAGAUCUAGCCUCUACUACUAAACUUAAGGAGAUUACAAGGCUAACAAGGCAGAUGAUCACUGCAAAUAUAUUAAAGAUUAAAGAGGAAGGUCCAUCAACAUUUGAUGGAUGAAAUUGUUCUUUCAAAUUAUCAAAACUUUGCAAAACUUUGCAAAUAGAUAAUAAAAGUCAAGAAAAAUUAUAUCUACAGAAGAGAAAUUCAAAACAGAUUCAUACAAGUGUUUUUAAGUUUUAAGAGUCUGCAAUGAAAUCUAAAGUGAUGUAAAUCCUAAUAAUAGCACCUUUGGCGAGUUUUGUUACUUGAAAAACACAGUUUAAAAUUUUUAUAUUUUCUCUAUAUGAUGGGAAACUGUAUUGUAAAUUCCAAAGAAGCGGAUUUUAGCAACAUUCAAUGUAAAACAGAUGCAAAAGGCAAUGACAAGGCAAAAAAGUCAAAAAAUAAAUAUGAAGAAGAUCCAACAAAUGGAAGCUCAAAAGAAACUGUUGUAAAAUCAGAAGCAAUAGUUCUUGGAAAUCAGAGUCAGCAUAUAACUAAUGAUAUACCAAAACUUUUAUAUGGUAAAACAGUUUUAACAGCACUGUAUGACUACCAGGCAAGAACAGAAUCAGAAGUCUCUUUUGCAAAAGGAAAUACAAUGCAACUCUUGGAUAACUCACAUGCAGACUGGUGGCUGGUUCAAACGACUGAUGGUAGAGAAGGAUAUGUUCCUCAUAAUUUUGUUGCAACCUCCAACACUUUAGAAUCACAAGACUGGUAUUUUGGAAAAAUAACAAGGAAAGAGGCUGAGCGCACAUUACGACUAUCAGCAUUAGGAUCUUUUCUGAUUAGAGAAAGUGAAACUGAACUUGGAACUUACGUUUUAUGUGUUCAUGAUCAGGAUCUUGCUCGUGGUGACUGUGUAAAACAUUACAAAAUAAGAAAGCUUGAUAAUGGUGGCUGCUAUAUAACUUCCAAAGCUGUAUUUUCAAAUCAUUCAGAACUAAUCAGGCAUUAUCAAUUAAAAGAAGAAGGUCUUUGUAGAAAACUCAAUUUACCUUGCUCUAAGCCCAAACCAGUCAUGCAAGAUCUUUCUGUUGAAACAAAAGACUUAUGGGAGAUACCUAGAGAAACACUAACUCUGGAUACAUUAUUAGGGUCUGGUCAAUUUGGGGAAGUUUAUAAAGGUAAAUGGAAGGAAACAACUGAUGUAGCAAUUAAGACAUUAAAGCAAGGGUCAAUGAGUGUUGCACAUUUUCUUCAGGAAGCUCAGAUAAUGAAGAUGUUGCGUCAUGAUAAACUAGUUCGUCUGUAUGCAGUGUGUACUUUAGAGACACCAAUAUACAUUGUCACAGAACUGAUGUCUAAUGGUAGUCUUUUAGACUAUCUACGCAGUGACAAAACUAGAAUAUUAACUCUCAUAAAUUUAAUAGACAUGGCAUCACAGAUAGCUAGUGGCAUGUCAUACCUUGAAGCAAGAAACUUUAUCCAUCGUGAUCUAGCUGCACGUAAUAUUUUAGUUGGAGAAAACAAUAUCGUCAAAGUUGCUGACUUUGGAUUGGCUAGAAUUUUAGACAAUGAUGAAUAUAACCCUAAAGGAGCGCGUUUUCCCAUCAAGUGGACAGCACCUGAAGCAGCCUUACGGCAGAAGUUUUCAGUAAAAUCUGAUGUGUGGUCUUUUGGAAUAUUGAUGUAUGAGCUGAUGACUCGUGGUAGAAUUCCCUAUCCAGGUUAGGCAUGGAUAACAGAAGUGUACUGGAUCAGAUUGAACGUGGCUAUAGAAUGGAGAAACCUAUUGACACCCCCGAGAGUAUAUACCUUAAGAUGCUGGAAUGUUGGCACGAGAAACCAGAGCAACGCCCAACAUUUGAACAUCUUUUUGUUUACCUUGAUGACUAUUUCAUAUCUGUUGAACCAAAUUAUAAGGAUGCAGACUGAGAUACA
Physella acuta is the source of this 2080-nucleotide messenger RNA. RefSeq names its product tyrosine-protein kinase SRK2. Gene Ontology annotation, biological process: protein phosphorylation. The record is from RefSeq and is a predicted model, not a curated record. Gene Ontology annotation, molecular function: protein binding; ATP binding; protein tyrosine kinase activity. NCBI's taxonomy places the organism in Eukaryota, Metazoa, Mollusca, Gastropoda, Physidae.